CACACACACACACACACACCCUCACACAGCUCUGCUUCUCCUCCAGCUCUCGUCUCUCAGGCUCAGUCAUGGCUCGCUGCAGAAGUUACUUACGAGGACUCGCCAUCUGUGUCACUGUGUUGCUAAUGGCGUCUGGCGUCGUGAUGAUCGGCGUCGGAUUCUCCUCCAUCGACGGCAACAUACCUGUUGCCGUGUUGUUCAACCAGUUGUCCAGUAGUGAUGGUUUACUCGUCCUCCAGGUGUUUGGUCCCAUCACUGUGCUUUUGUCUGUUGUGGGCGUCUGUGCUGCGUCUUUAGACCUGAAACCUCUGCUGCUGGUGUUCUCUGCUCUGAUUUUCGUGGAGUUCGUGGCUCUGAUCGUCGUGGCCGCUCCGCUGGUCCAGGUUCAGGCUCAGAUGGACAGCGCUGUGGACGAGGUGUUUCAGAACGUGACUCCUCUGCACAGAGCGGAACGUUACAUCCAGAGUCAACUGAACAAACUGCAGACUUCAGACUCGUGUUGUGGUUUGAGGAGUUUUGAAGACUGGGAAAAUCAACUUCCUGUUUCCUGUUUCUGCUCGCCGGCUCCUCCCUCCUCCGACCUGCAGCUGAGCUCUCGGCCUGGUAACUGGAGCUCAGACCGGCGCUGUGUGAUGGCCAACCCCCCCACCCCACAGCCCACUGAUGAAUUAUGGGUUCACUCUGAGCCCUGCGGCCCCGUCCUGAAGAGCUACUUGAGUUUCCCCAUAAAACUCAGGAUCGGAAUCAUUUCAGCGUUCGCCACCAUCACGAUGGCGGCCAUCGCUCUGUGUCUGGCUUUGGGUCUGGAGGAAUACUGGAAGACGCCUCCCGUAGAAACCACCGUCGACGACUACAACCGAGUAAAAUACCAACCAAAACCCUCCCACACCUGACCCCUCCCCCCUCCACAGAGUCCUGCAGACGCUGCCGACAUGGAACUCCAAGAACAACCUCCUCCCUCCGAGCUUCAUCAUCAUCGUUCAGUCAGACAGGAACAACAUGGGGCCUCUUCAGGGGGGAGGAGAGGCUGGUGACAUUUCUCCAGAAGAUCUGGCGGAAGUCUGCAAUUUAAAAUAAUUAGUAAUUGGCUCGAUUUCCCUUUAGCUCCAGAGACGUCAGGUUGUUUCAACAAUAAUUUAAAACAGGGAAGGAUCCAGAAACCACGGAGAUUCAGGACAGCUCCUAUCUCAGAUGUUUGUCGUGAUUCUGAAGUGAUUUGUGGAGAAUAAUCUCCGACAGCAGCUGAACUGAGACGAGAUCUUUCCUCCUAAACUUAACAUCAGGACUUCAGGGACGAGAGCCUUCGUCUAAAAAAAUUGUUACGUCUGUUAGCUGAGAUAAAACGUUUGAUAAAUACUUUAUAGAUAAAGCUCUCUCCUGUUUAGUAAUGUGUGUGUGUGUGUGUGUGUGUGUGUGUGUGUGUGUGUGUGUGUGUGUGUGUGGGUGUGGUCUGGAGUUGAAGUUUCCUCCUGCGGCCACAGUGAGGCAGUAUUGUGUAUUGUGCACAGCCUCAAGCGUUUUCACCACAUUUCACUUAGUGAGCACUUUAUUAGGAACACCACACCGACACGGCUUUGAUCUGGAAACUUUCCUUUGAAAUCCUGCGUGGACGCGAUCCGUUGAGAUUCCGGGUCGUCACUGAACUGCUGUAGGCAACAACACAAUGUAACUGUGAUGGCAC
Molecule: messenger RNA, 1681 nt
Organism: Paralichthys olivaceus (Japanese flounder)
Lineage: Eukaryota; Metazoa; Chordata; Actinopteri; Pleuronectiformes; Paralichthyidae
Product: 23 kDa integral membrane protein-like
Cellular component (GO): plasma membrane
Source: RefSeq, a predicted model, not a curated record